Messenger RNA from Neopelma chrysocephalum (saffron-crested tyrant-manakin), 1836 nucleotides. Its product is annotated as pre-mRNA-splicing factor ATP-dependent RNA helicase DHX16-like. The transcript has 10 exons. The annotation marks the transcript as partial. Gene Ontology annotation, cellular component: intracellular anatomical structure; catalytic step 2 spliceosome. Gene Ontology annotation, molecular function: RNA binding; ATP binding. NCBI's taxonomy places the organism in Eukaryota, Metazoa, Chordata, Aves, Passeriformes, Pipridae. The record is from RefSeq and is a predicted model, not a curated record.
AGGAGGGCGGGAAGGAGGCGGCGUCAUGGCGGCCGCGGCCAUGGCCGGGCUGGAGCGCUGGGUGUCCGGGCAGCUGCAGGAGCUGCUGGGGCUCAGCGCCCGCCACGUCCCCGCCUUCCUGGUGGCGCUGGCGCGGCGGAGCCGCAGCACCGAGGAGCUGCUGGAGCGGCUGCGGGAGACGGAGGCGCUGCGGGUGGAGGAGCCGCGAGUGCGGGAGUUCGCCAGGGAGCUGUGGGAGAAGGUGCCCCGCGAAGCCCCCCGGGAGCCCCCCGGGCGCGCGGCCGAGCGGGCGGCGCUGGAGCUGCAGCGACGCUCCCAGAGGUACCAAUUGGUGGAGAGCGACGAUGAGGGGGCGGGGCCGGCCCCGGGACACGCCCCCCGCCGGGGGGAGGAGGAGCCACGCCCCCGGCGGAGGAGGGGCCACCUGAGGAGGAGGCGGCGCUCGGAGUCCCCCGAGAGCCCCCCCGGGACCCCCAAGGGUGGCGAUGGGGGGUCACCAACGCCCCCCGUGGACCCCGAGGAGGAGGAGUGGGAGGCGUCGGAGCGGGAGCGGCUCCGGGACCUGGAGGAACGAGACGCCUUCGCCGAGCGGCUCCGGCGCCGGGACAGCGCCCGGAAAACACGCCCUGACUCCAAGGCCUACGAAGAAGCCCAAAAACGCCUCAAAAUCGCCGAGGAGGACCAAAAAACCAUGAUCCCGGAGCUGCGGAAGCGCUCCCGCCGGGAAUACCUGGCCAAGCGGGAGCGGGACAAGCUGGAGGAGCUGGAGCUGGAGAUCCAGGACGAGGAAUUCCUGUUUGGGGAGGAAUCCCUGACGGCCCCGGAGCGUCGCGACCUGGAAUACAAACGGCAGCUCCGGGACCUGGCCCGGGAAUACAAACGGGCCGGGGACAGGGAGCGCCUGGAGAAGAGCUCCAGAUACCACAUCCCAGAGGAAACGCGGGGAAAGGUUCUAGAGGAUGAUCAACCCGGGGGUGAGGAGGCCCUGGCCCCCCGUGACGAGCAGCAGCGUUGGGAGGAGCAGCGUUUGGGGGCGGCCGUGCUGCGUUUCGGGGCGAAGGACGCGGCCCUGCAGGGACCCCCCCGCGACUACGAGCUGCUGCUGGAGGAGGAGGAGAUGGUGCAGUUCGUCAGUGCAGCCCACCUCGAGGGAACAAACCCCCCCGAGGAGGUCCCCCCCGAGGUGUCAGAGCUGGAGAGGCGCCGUCAGUCAGCCCGGGAGAGCCGCCGGUGCCUCCCCAUCUUCCCAUUCCGGGACGAGCUGGUGGCGGCCGUGGCCCAGCACCAGAUCCUGGUCAUCGAGGGAGAGACCGGCUCGGGCAAGACCACCCAGAUCCCCCAGUACCUGCACGAGGAGGGGUACACGAGGCAGGGGCUGAAGAUCGGGGUGACCCAACCGCGCCGCGUGGCCGCCAUGAGUGUGGCCGCCAGGGUGGCCGUGGAGAUGGGGACAAAGCUGGGCAACGAGGUCGGGUACAGCAUCAGGUUCGAGGACUGCACCUCGGACAGGACGGUGCUCAAGUACAUGACGGACGGGAUGUUACUGAGGGAGUUCCUCACCGAGCCCGACCUGGCCUCCUACAGCGUGAUCAUGGUGGAUGAGGCCCACGAGCGGACGCUGCACACGGACGUGCUGUUCGGGCUCAUCAAGGACAUCGCCCGCUUCCGGCCCCAGCUCAAGGUCCUGGUGGCCUCGGCCACGCUGGACACACAGAGGUUCUCGGCCUUCUUCGACAACGCGCCCGUGUUCCGCAUCCCGGGGAGACGCUUCCCUGUGGACAUCUACUACACCAAGGUGACAUUGCUGGGAGCACUGGGGACACUGGGGACAUUGGG